Molecule: messenger RNA, 1697 nt
Organism: Ipomoea nil (Japanese morning glory)
Lineage: Eukaryota; Viridiplantae; Streptophyta; Magnoliopsida; Solanales; Convolvulaceae
Product: myb family transcription factor EFM-like
Exons: 5
Coding region: 230-1360 (376 amino acids)
Biological process (GO): regulation of DNA-templated transcription
Molecular function (GO): DNA binding; DNA-binding transcription factor activity
Source: RefSeq, a predicted model, not a curated record
UGUGCAAUGUGCAUCGCUGCUUCCCUCCUUUCUUCUAUGUCAAAACCCGGCGUUGUUUUAACAGAAUCUUCGCCUUCUUCCUUUUCUCUCUCUCUCUCUCUCAAGAGAUCUCUCUAUAUAUAAGGCAUCGCAUCUUCACUGAUUUUCCAUCUUUCUAUUCUAUGUGAUUCGGCCUUUGAUUUUAAUACAAGGACCUAAUUAAUCUGAUUGCGCUGAAAGGAUCUGGGAGAUGAAGAUGAGUUCGAUUCCAUCUGAACUCAGCUUGGAUUGUAGGCCCGUUUUCGUUCCCAGAACGAUCACUGAGUUUCUCGCUGAAAUCUCCCUGAUCGGGAGCUUAUCCGACAGAGUGUUGAAGAUCGAUGAUUAUGUCGCCAGGCUCGAGGAUGAAAUGCGGAAGAUCGAUGCCUUCAAACGCGAGCUCCCGCUUUGCAUGCUCCUUGUUAAUGAUGCAAUUGUAGCUUUGAAAGAGGAAUCAGUGCAGUGUAGGAAAUCAAAGGUGGAACCAGUAUUAGAAGAAUUUAUACCACUGAAGAAGAGUUGUGAUGGUGGUGGUGAUAGGGUUGAGAUUAGGAAAGAUAAAGACAGUAGAGAAAAAAUGAAUUGGAUGAGCUCAGCUCAGCUCUGGCAUGGUGAAAAUCAUUCCCCCAGUUCAGAGUUCACCAAUAAGAAACCCCGCACAGAAGCUAACCUCAGAAUGACAACUGAGGAAGCUGAGAAUAGCUCGAUAACCAACGACCUACUCGUCUCUUGUAAAACGAGGAAUAUAGGGAAGGCGUUUAUGCCUUUCAAGAGGUAUUCCGGUUUUCCAUCAGCAGUUGUGAUGAAGGAAGAUAAGGAAUUACCAGGAAUACCCGGGCUCUCGCUUGGUACUCCUGGAUUUAAGAACCCCAGGGAAGAUAUGGUAAUCGGUUGCUUGAAUACAAAAGCUUGUGUAUCUUCCGCUUCAUCAAGUAGUGUACACAGUAUACAGACUGGAGCACAGCCUCAACAGCAGCAAACUAGUCGGAAGCAAAGAAGAUGCUGGUCACCGGAGUUGCAUAAGCGAUUCGUCAAUGCCCUGCAACAACUUGGGGGUGCACAAGUUGCAACUCCGAAGCAGAUUAGAGAGCUUAUGCAAGUUGAUGGUCUGACCAACGAUGAAGUGAAGAGUCAUUUGCAAAAAUAUAGGCUCCACACUCGAAGACUUCCGGGCUCACAAGCCACCUCUGCAAAUCAAUCUGUUGUAUUAGGCAACUUAUUUAUGCCCCAUGACCAGUCUCAUGAAUCCUCGAAACAGAGUAGUUCCCAGUCUGGUUCUCCUCAGGAUCCCCUCCACCACCAAGAUGAUAGCAUGGAGGAAGAAGAAGAAGGUGACGAAUAAUCUAAUAAGUGUGUGCUGGGUAAAUCUCGCUCUGACACCCGGGGUGAAAGCUGUAUAGAGAUGUCCACAAGUUUUGCAGAUAAAGUAUAAAAUUUUCACUCUGUAAUCAUAUAUCAUACAUUAUACAUAUAUAUAUGAAUGGAUGUUGAGAGAAAGAGAGAGAGAGAGAGAGAGGUGUGUGUGAAAUUUUGCAGGAUUAGAUUUCCCUUCUGUCUGAGUUGAGUUGUUGUUCUUACCCUGUUUUAGUAAGAGUUGAUGCAUGUGCAUCCCAUGAGAGAUGAAGAAACAUCACUGUGCGGGAAUCUGGGAACAAUAUUUACACAUAUCUUGCUUUGAA